CGUAGUUUAUCGGUGCGCGUCUCCCUCGUCAGACACGGGCGCCCUAUUGCCUCUGCACAACGACUGGAGCGCUGGAAACGGAGCAGAAGAGAUGCGCAGAAUGUAAAUCUCAGCUCAAAAGUCUCCCGUCCUCUUGUUUGGGAGUGAUUCAAGCGCCGUGUUACCGCGGAGAGACUACAGCACCGUUGUGUCCGGCAGUUCCUGAGAAACCGGAGCUCUGAGAUUCGUGGGCUAAUUGCGUGGGUGCUUCGGGGAAUACAGAGAGGAAGAGCAUCUCUUUCUUGCAGCGACAGGAGAUACAUAUUUUGUGUAUUUGGUCUGCUGGACAGAGGUACACACACUCGACUGCUGAUCUGUGGACGCUGGUGUAACCUACUCUCGGCGCCUCUCCCUGGACUCUGGCUCAUUGAGCUUGCAUACCCAGUUGUGGAAAUGGUUCCGUUAUCAAUCUGCUGUAAAGACAGCCCAUAGCACCGGUUCUAUUCAAUUCAUACAUGCAGUGGGAUAAAUGAUAAACUCAAAGGCUGGUCUUCUAAUUUCAUGAAAAAGAGGAAAACAGCACUUAUUUCAGCAGUUUGAUUAAGAGUCUUGUAUUCAAGGGAAAAGCAUUCCAUUCACAAUUGGAUGAGAGUCUUAUUUGCCCUUGGCAACUGAAGAUGAUGUUACUAUGGAAACGGCUUGUGCUCCUAUCAAUCAUUGGCUGCCUUACAGGUUAUGCAGAGGAUGAAAUGUUCCAAGGCCCAACCUGGAGGAUGGAACCUAGUGACCUAGUUCUUCCCAUCGAUUCCCCAGACCAGGAGAUCACAAUAACAUGUGAAGCAGCAGGAACUCCUGCUCCACAGUACAGAUGGUCCCUAAACGGAACGCUCAUCGAUCUCGGAAGUGACUACCGGCGUCACAUGUCUGGGGGCAGCCUGAUCAUUAAUGGUCUGGACAGAAACCAAGAUAUGGGAACAUAUCAGUGCAUUGCUUUCAACACACGAGGAACCAUCCUUAGCAGGAAAGCAAAUCUACAGUUUGCAUACAUAGAAAAUUUUAAAACCCAAACAAGGAGUGCUGUCUCAGUUCGAGAAGGACAAGGGGUAGUUUUGUUAUGUGGGCCACCUCCACAUUCUGGAGAGCUUACUUUUGCAUGGGUCUUCAAUGAGUACCCAUAUUUUGUCCAACAAGACAGUCGUCGCUUUGUGUCUCAGGAAACAGGGAAUCUGUACAUUGCAAAGGUGGAGCCCUCGGAUGUGGGCAACUACACCUGCGUGGUGAUCAACAGUAUCACGAAAGGAAAAGUCCUCAGUUCCCCUACACCUCUGGUCCUGAGGACAGAUGGAGCAAUGGGCGAAUACGAGCCAAAAAUAGAACUCCACUUCCCAGACACCGUUCCGGCUGCAAAGGGGUCGGUAGUUAAACUGGAGUGCUUCGCUCUGGGAAACCCAGUCCCCGAAAUAACCUGGAGGAGAACAAACGGGGUUCCGUUUCCAGGCAAAGUGAAAAUGAGGAAAUCCAAUGCUGUCCUGGAAAUCCCCAGUUUUCAGCAGGAUGACAUGGGGACUUACGAGUGCAUAGCGGAGAACAGCAGGGGCAAGAACACGGCACGUGGCCGUCUCUCCUUCCAUGCAAAACCCCAUUGGACCCAGACAACGAGAAACACAGCUCUGUCGAUUGAGGAGAGCCUCUACUGGGAGUGCAAAGCCAAUGGGAAACCCAAACCUUCAUACAGUUGGCUGAAGAAUGGGGAGACUCUACACACUGAGAUUGCUGUGUCUAAUUUACAGGGCCGAGUGCAAAUCGAAAAUGGAGCCCUUUCGAUAUCGUCUCUAAACCUGUCAGAUGCUGGGAUGUAUCAAUGUGUGGCUGAAAACAAACACGGCAUUAUUUAUUCUACUGCUGAGCUAAUGGUGCUAGCCUCGUCACCCACUUUCUCCAAGCACCCAUUACAGUCAUUGCUUAAAGCACGCUCAGGCAGUGAGGUCACCCUAGAGUGCAAGCCCCAAGCUUCACCCAAAGCAAUUAGCCUGUGGAAGAAGGGGAAUGAGAUUCUGCGCAGAAGUGAAAGAAUCGCUCUCCUUCCUGAUGGAACUCUGAGGAUCUCCAAUGUCACCAAGAAGGAUGGCGGGAGCUACACCUGUGUAGCCAGAAACCAGUUUGGAGUUGCAAGCACAACUGGGAGACUGCUAAUCACUGAGCCAACAAGGAUCACUCAGGGCCCAACGAACAUGGAGAUCAUUGUAGGGGAGAGCAUUGUGCUGCCCUGCCAGAUUGCCUGUGACCCAGCCCUUGAUGUGUCCUUCACUUGGGCUUUUAAUGGACAGCUUAUUGACUUCAACAAGGAUGGGGAUCAUUUUGAAAGAGUCGGAGGGAUUAUUGCUGGCGAUUUGAUGAUCAGAAACAUACAGCUGAAUCACGGUGGAAAGUACGUCUGCAUCAUUGACACAGAUGUGGAGAGUUUGUCAGCUGCUGCCAUCUUGAUUGUGAAAGGUCCUCCAAGCGCUCCGGACAGUGUAGCAGUGGAGGAGAUCACAGACAGCACGGCCCAGCUCUCCUGGAGUCCUGGCAGAGAUAAUGGAAGCCCCAUCACCGGCUACAUCAUCCAGGCGAGGACCCCGUUUACUGUGGGAUGGCAGGCGGUUGAUACAGUUCCGGAAGCCAUUGACGGAAACACUCUGACGGCGACUGUGGUGGAUCUGAAUGCCUGGGUGGAGUAUGAGUUCAGGGUGGUGGCCAGAAACAGUGUGGGAAUGGGGGAGCCCAGCCCUCCUUCCAUCAAGACUAGGACAGAGGAUGCUGUCCCUGAUACAGCUCCCACGGACGUCGGAGGCGGGGGUGGCACCAAAUCAGAAUUAGUAAUAACAUGGGAGCCCGUGCCCGAGGAACUGCAAAAUGGCGAGGGCUUUGGGUACAUCAUUGCCUUCCGUUCCCUGGGCGCGGUUACCUGGACGCGCGCUGUCAUCUCAACCCCUGGGCUGGCCCGCUACGUGUACAGAAACGACAGCAUCCCACCGUUCUCUCCUUUCGACGUUAAGGUUGGAGCGUACAACAACAGAGGGGAGGGGCCCUUCAGUUCAAUAGCCACAGUGUUCUCUGCAGAGGAAGUGCCAAGCAUCGGUCCUGAGAGAGUUGUGGCUAGAAGUAUUUCUGCAUCGCAAAUUGAAGUAGCCUGGGCAGCCUUGCCUCCGAUUUCGGAAAGAGUCCUUGGAUACGAGGUGAUAUAUUGGGAAGAUGAUACCAAGCCUGAAACUGUGGGGAAAAUGAGAAUCUCUGGAAAUUACUCUUCCCUUAACGUCAGUGGGCUCAAAGGAAGCAGUCAGUAUUUUUUAGCCGUCAGUGCUUUUAACACUGCCGGAACUGGCCCUCAGUCCGGGUCUGUCAACGCCACCACUAAAAAGCCACCCCCAGGACAGCCCCCACUGAAUAUAGAGUGGACUCUGAUUGGCUCUCAGCUCACCCUUCACUGGGAUCCUGUCAUUGCCUUGGAGACAGAGUCAGAAGUCACUGGAUACCAAGUCUCAUACAGAAGACAGCGACAUGGUGAUAUGAACGCAGUCGCCACUAACAGAACUACAGCAGAACUGACCCUUUCUGCCAAUGACGACUAUCUCGUCCAGGUCAAAGCCUUAAGUGAAGGAGGAGAGGGUGUAGGAAGUGAACCUAUCCAUAUUCACAAAUUAAGCAUGGGUGCGCGAGGCUCAGGAGCAUCGGAGUCCAUCUCCCUCUGCCUUGCACUGCUCUUCAUCACAGUUGUCUCCACAUUCAGGUCCAGUUUCAUCUGAGCGCUGAGACAAAGGUCUCCAGCUUCAUCUUAGCGUUUUCUUUACUCUAAAUGUGUGAGCGGAGAUAUGUUCACCCCUCUGUGGUUUUAUGUAUAUUUAUGCAUCUGAACUGGAAUUCUAAUUCAUACGAAAAAAUGCUAAUAAUAAUAUGGACGGCAAGUAUGACAUAGCGGGGUAAUGCAUAUUGUAAUUUGAAAUGUUAAAAAAUACCACAAAUAAUAAAUUUGCAUGCAUGUUCUUAUGCACUGUACCACCUUAUGUCAUAUUUAUGCCAUCACACUAGUGUAUGAAAAGGUUUCAGGAUAUUUAUGCCAACUAUACAUAUUUCCAUACAGGAAUACUGAUGUCAACAUUACUAAUUUAUUUGCCUCGAGGAUCCUUGAAAAAUACAAAUGCCUUAAUUCCAUUUACAUACCAAAGUAGUUGACAAAAAUGCAUAUCAUAUUUGUUUCUGUUGGUGCCAUUGUUUAAAAAAACACACUUUUAGGGUCAUUGUUUCUCACAAGUAUUCUGAUAGGUCUGAAAUAACAUCCCAGUUGAGAGUUUGUAUUGUAAUGGAUUCACCUAAAGGUUUAUGUGUGGUCAUUUAAGGUUGUCUGAGAUGAUAUGAUGAAAAUCUUUCUAAAUUCUUAAUUUUAAUGGAUUGCAUUUAAGAUUAAUGGAGUGGCAACAGUGUAAAUCAUCAAAUAUGUCAAUGUGUGAACUCUUUAAAUACCCUUGUCUUUAUGUGAAAGCCAGUACCAGGCAGCAAACCUGCCAACUGUAAUUGGAACUAUUUCAGCCCCUAAUUAGCUAAACGAGGUGGUAAAAUGCAAAAAGCGGCCAAAGUUUGCCACUUUGUCAUCUGUGUGAUUUGUUUUGCUAAAAUUGGAUAGAUCAGCUUAGCUUUAUGACCCAGACAUUGAGGUGUUUGCCAGAUGGAGUAAAAGCAAAAUACAAUUUAAAAAUGAACACAAUGUAUGCCAUUUAUAUGUAUGUCUUUAUUAACAGGGACCAGGGCUAGAAACUAGUACAAUCACCUGUGCCUCUAAACAAACUCACAACUAUUGUUUCAUAAUAAAAUAUGUCCUUAAAGAUUUUACAAAAAAUGAAGAUCCUCCUCACUGCACAUUUGGUCAAAUGUAAUAUUUUAUACUGUGCUUUUUGGUUUAUAUAUUAUAAAAGCAUAGUAUGGUAUAUAUUCUGUGCACAGUGAAGUGUUCUCUGAAUUUAAGUCUAUAGAGCAUCUGCAUGAUGCUUUUUCAUGUUUUAUUUUUAUUUUAUUUUUUUCUUAAGACUCACUUUUGGUUCGAACACCACCCCUUUCAUAAUAUCACCAGUAAUUUGCUUGGGCCUGCAUCAAUGACACAGAAAAUGACGACUUAAACUAAAACUAGUGCCUUCACUAGAAAAUAUGUGUAUGACUCAAGUUACUUGGGAGAGCCAUAAAUCCCAACCUUAUCAGUGAUAUUUAACUAAGCUAAGUUAGAAGGCUAAGAGCACAGAUGUGAAAUGCAUUAAUGAUAACAGAGUGCUUAUUAAAGAUGCAGAUACUGAUAAUCACAAAAGCAUUGAAUGCUGGGAUGACAGGAGAGAUGGACUGGGAAUUCCUGAAAAUUACCUUCUGUACAUGUCUGGUCAACUACACACCCCAGCACAAUAAAUGUAAGCCCAGAUCCAUGGUGUGAUUUAUGAGCUGUUAUCUAAAUAAAAUACACUAUGGUGGGGGAAAUCAAAAUGAAAUAAAAAAUGGGAAAAUUCUAGCAAAUGUAUUGGGAUCUACUAGAAGAACCACAGCAUGUCAUGACAGUACCAGACACAUGGAUGGACAGUGAAAGAGUUAACAGGAAGGCUUUUCCUGGAUGCUUCUGUGACCGGGUUGCACGUGGACUCCUGUUUUGUUAAAUGUGGCGUGGCAAAGCCGUUCACUCAGAGAGACUGUGCCUUCCAACCUGGCUUUGCUUUGACAACAUUUCGGGCAACGUCCGUGCAUUUGCACUUGUUUUCAAAGUCGAACGAAAGCACAAGGAAAUGAACCAAGGUGACACGAUGUCCCGCGGUGUUCAGCCACUGGAACAAGGCCCGCGGGCCCCUGAGGCCUCCGGAGCCCGCACAGCGCUCGCCAUGGCUGUCCUAUCUGCUCCUCCAGUGCUUUCGCCGAGGCCUGUGUUCCUUGAUUAGACUGCCGCAGCCGAGUCAAUGGGGUAUUGAUUUUUCUCUCCUAUUAUUGCAGCUGUCACAAUUCCGACGGCUGAUUGACUGAUGCCACUGUCCUGCUGUGGGUGUUGCUAGGUUAUGGUUUCAUAUGUCCUCCUGCUUCCCUAUCUCUGUUCUUCGACUUAUUUUUAGAACGGCAUUGCAUACCAAAACUUAUGUUUAACAUGACUUUCACCCUUUUAACCAAUGAAAAUAUUCAACUAUGGAAAGACAAAAAACAACAAAAAAACAAACAAAAAACAAAGUUAUCGGAAAUGUAAUAUACGUGUAAUAAUUUUGAAUCAUGUUCCCUUGUUGCUGAGAAGUUGUGUUAACUCCAUUGCUAUUGUAAUUUAUCAGUACUCGAGUGAUAACAUUUUAUUUUGUUAUUUAAGUGGGCUCGGAAACUAUAUUAGAUUAUGGUCAGUGGGUUUGUAAUACUUAGCACUUACAAAUCUACCAAAUGAUGGAAAUGAAAGUUUUCAUUCAGUUCUUUAAAGGUCAAGUGUUGUGAGAGUGAAAUUGCUGUUAAAGUAAACACGCCUAGAGCAGAGCUCUCAUUAAUAGCAUGCUCAGAUUGUGCAGUUUCAAGGUAACUGCACUGUUUGGGAAGGGAUUCCAACACUGCAGGGCAAAGCAAAAAUGAAAAUAUUUGCCAAUACUAAAAAGGGAGUGAAACAUCACUAAAGUGACAAAACAAAAAAUGCUAAAUUGCUUAAAAAAAGAAAACAAAACAAAAUGAUGUAAACCCGAGGGCACCCAUUGUUAUUCAGAACCCAAAAGAGGAACAAAGAAAUAGUUUCUGCAAUAGCAUUCACCUGAAAGCCAAUUUUUUAUUCACUUGUGCAAUGAUGAACAUACACAUUCCAAAAUGAGCUUUUGGUCUCACUUUAUAUUAAAUGGGCAGUCUUUUACAUUGGGAGUGCAUAAUGAAAAACCAUGCUAUAUCUAUGUAAGUAAAUGUUUUGAUGCAGUAAUGAAGAAGAAAAGUUGACUUUGAGUUUCAGUGUCCCCUUCCUGAACAUUUAUGCCAUCAUUGCCGAGCUCAGAUCAGACUUGUCUUGGUGUUCUUGCAUAGGAAUUACAAUUACUCUGUACUUAUUGUAGAUUUUUAUCUAUUCAUGUGUAUUAUAAGUGUCAUAACUGCCCAUUUAAUGUAAGGGAAAGCCCAGUGUUCUGAGUUGCUUAUACGAAAGAACAUUUUUAUGUGUAUAUUGUAUUAUCCCUCGUAAGCUAUAAAAUGAAUUGGAAACAAGAUGCUGUAUCUUUGUUUAUACUGCAGGCAAUGAUUCUAAUAAAACUUUAUGCUAAAUAUGUAAAUGUUAGACCCAAAAUGCAAGGGCACAAGGGUGUAUGAAAUAUAACUAAAUCAACUGGAAAAUGGAUUUAGAUAUGACACUGAUACAUUUCAGAUGAAAAUAAAUGUCAAAUAAAUAGAAAAGAUAUCUCUGAUACAGCAUGACAUAUUGUUAAAAUAAUAACUUUAGCUAUUUUUUAUUUCUAAUUGGCCAUAAAAGUCUAACUUUGGUGAAACUUUAUUUGACAGUGUUCAUCAUGACAUUGAAAUGACAAUGCCAUUAACGUGAAAUAAUACCUGUCAUGAAGGGUCAUGUCCUUUCAUAACUAUGAAAUACUGUUGUAAUGAAACAAUCUGCAGUUUGUGUUACACAACUGAUAUAGCAGCAUGUAUAAGAAGGCUCACUGUUCCUGGGGUGUUAUAACACAGAUUCUCCAUGAUAUUUUGAAAUGAUUAUGCCAAUAAUUACUGUACUUGAAAGUUAUGUCAUUGUGUGUCAGCUUGUCAAAUAGAGAUACUUCAUGCAAAACACCUUGUCAUGAGUUUAUAUUUUUUAUAUGUAGGUACAGCUCAGUUCGCCUUGAUAGAUUAUAUCUAUAUAUAAUAGAUUAUGUAUCGAUGUCCAUUUGCUGUGAAACAUACCUUAACCUCUGUACCUCACAACUACAAUAUAAAAUGAGUCCAUUUUCUGGUCACAGAAUUUUCAAGAAUGGGUAAGGACAAUGCAAAUUAAACUUAAGUAACAACAUGAUCAGCAAAGUGACAUGACCCUAUCUUCAUGGGAAUAUAUCCACCUGUCUCUUUAAAGUGACUGUAGAAAUUAAUUUCAGAAGAUAUGGUUCUUCAAGAGGUUAAGGUAUGUUCUACAGCGAAUGGACAUUGGUACAUAAUCUAUCAAAAUGAAAUCAAUCCAAAAACUAAUGGCAAUGUGUUUUGCAAGCUGGCACACUGACAUAGCUUUUGGCUAAUUAUUGACAUAGUCAUUUUCCAAUUGUGUGGUUUUGACACCCCUGACAUAGUGAUCCUUCUUUCUUGCAAGUUAUGUCAGUUGUCUCUUAACACAAACUACUGAUUGCUGAUCAUGUUGUUACUUAAGUUUAAUAUGCAUUGUCCUUACCCAUUCUUGCAAAUUCUGUGACCUGUAGUUGUGAGGUACAGAGGUUAAGGUAUGUUUCACAGCAAAUGGACAUCGAUACAUAAUCUAUCAAGGUGAACUGAGCUGUACCUACAUAUAAAAAAUAUAAACUCAUGACAAGGUGUUUUGCAUGAAGUAUCACUAUUUGACAAGCUGACACACAAUGACAUAAGUACAGUAAUUAUUGGCAUAAUCAUUUCAAAAUGUCAUGGAGAAUCUGUGUUAUGACACCCCAGGCACAGUGAGCCUUCUUAUACAUGCUGCUAUAUCAGUUGUGUAACACAAACUGCUGAUUGUGUCAUAACACCGAUAUGUCAUAGCUAUGAAAGGACAUGACAUUUCACAACAGGUAUUAUGUUACGAUAACGACACUGUCAUUUCCAUGUCAUGACAACCUCUGUCAAAUAAAUUGCUGCCAUCUUUUUUUUUUUUUACAACACUUGGCCUUUGAUUUUAAUACUGCUGUAUUAAUUCAAUGCUUUGUGAUCUCCAUGAGAUGACCAGUCUAAAAUAGUGUUUUCAUAUUGAAAAGCAAUUGGUUUGUCUUGUAUACUAAAGUUGUGCAUGUGAAAUAUUGUUUGGUGCAUUUGUGUUGAAAUUUUAUAAAAACUAACUUAAUAAAAAUGUUUGCAGCUGCA
Anguilla anguilla (European eel) is the source of this 9009-nucleotide messenger RNA. It is a transcript of the gene cntn3b, whose product is annotated as contactin 3b. Lineage: Eukaryota; Metazoa; Chordata; Actinopteri; Anguilliformes; Anguillidae. The record is from RefSeq and is a predicted model, not a curated record. The coding region runs from base 657 to 3764 and encodes 1035 amino acids. Gene Ontology annotation, molecular function: cell-cell adhesion mediator activity. Gene Ontology annotation, biological process: brain development; cell-cell adhesion. The transcript has 23 exons.